AUGCUGGGACUGAUUGCCUGGCAGAGGAAUCCUGGGCAGCGAGAGGCAACCUCCUGCCCUCAGUUCCGGGAUUCGGGUUUGGGGAGCUUUUUGCUAAGAGACGGGUUUCACCUUUGGAAAAAGCUGGCUUUCCUGAGGCUGAGCCCAGGCCUCGCCUGGAGCCACCCCACCCCGCCACCCCCCGGGCUAGAAAAGAGGGACGCAGCCGCCGCCGAGGAGAGUGAGGCCUUGGGGAGAGUGGAUGGGGGGCCCUCAGAGUCGAGUGGAGAAGAGGGGCUUAAACCAGGAGGCAAGAGCGGCUGA
Messenger RNA from Rangifer tarandus platyrhynchus (Svalbard reindeer), 303 nucleotides. NCBI's taxonomy places the organism in Eukaryota, Metazoa, Chordata, Mammalia, Artiodactyla, Cervidae. The record is from the annotation of a GenBank genome assembly.